This is a messenger RNA of Drosophila sechellia, 2114 nucleotides long. RefSeq names its product glucose dehydrogenase [FAD, quinone]. Bases 154 to 2025 code for a protein of 623 amino acids. The transcript has 3 exons. The record is from RefSeq and is a predicted model, not a curated record. NCBI's taxonomy places the organism in Eukaryota, Metazoa, Arthropoda, Insecta, Diptera, Drosophilidae. Gene Ontology annotation, molecular function: flavin adenine dinucleotide binding; oxidoreductase activity, acting on CH-OH group of donors.
GGUCCGGUAGAACAGUUGCCGUCGAGCGGAGAGAGCGUUCGCACGUGUGCCGCAGGUGGAUUACGGAUUUUUGGAGUCAAGGAUUACCGCAGGAUCACCCGAGGAUAAUACAGUGCUUAGCCACUCAUCUAAAGGACAUUUUGGAACACCACAAUGGAGUUCCUUAGCGCCCAGUGCGCUGCCCGUUCGGCGGGUCCGGCAAAUACGCUGAUGUCCUUGCUCUUGUCCACGCUGAUCACCAAGUACUGCGAUCUGAGCGGACAAAAUCAGUGGCCAGAGGACAAGGGCGAUUGGCUGGAUCAGGCUGGUAGCUUCAAGCAUGACUACGAUUUUAUUGUGAUUGGAUCGGGUAGUUCGGGCGCAGUGGUUGCUGGUCGUCUGGCCGAGGUAAAGAACUGGAAGGUGCUGCUCCUGGAGGCCGGUGGUGAUCCACCAAUUGAGACGGAGUUCGUUGCCUGGCACAUGGCCACCCAGUUCUCCGAAUGGGAUUGGCAGUACCACUCGAAACCGAACGGACGUGCCUGCAUGGCGAUGAAGGGCGAAAGUUGCCACUGGCCGAGGGGCAAAAUGUUGGGCGGCACGAAUGGAAUGAAUGCCAUGAUCUAUGCCAGAGGAACGCGCAAGGAUUUCGAUGACUGGGAGGAGAGGGGCAAUCCCGGAUGGGGCUACGAUGAGGUGCUGGAGCACUUCCGCAAGGCCGAGGAUCUGCGUUCCACGCGACCGGACUACAAGUCCGGCGAUCAUGGCGUCGGUGGACCAAUGGGACUGAACAAUUACGUAUCCGACAACGAAUUCCGCACCACCAUUCGCGCCGGCAUGCAGGAGAUGGGCUACGGCAGUGCUCCGGACUUCACCGAAGGCUCGUUUGUGGGUCAAAUGGACAUCUUGGGCACUCAGGAUGGCGGUCGCCGUAUCACCACUGCCCGAUCUCAUCUGAAGAAGAAUACGCCCAAUCUGCACAUCCUGCGACAUGCCCACGUCAAGAAGAUCAAUCUGGAUCGCAACAAUCGAGCGGAGAGUGUGACCUUUGUGCAUCGCGGCAAGAAGGAGUACACCGUGAAGGCCAGCAAGGAGGUCAUCGUGUCCGCCGGUGCCAUUGGUUCACCCCAGAUCCUGCUGCUCUCAGGCAUCGGUCCUGCCGAUCACUUGAAGAGCCUGGGAAUUCCCGUGAAACUGGACCUGCCCGUGGGUGAGAACCUCAAGGAUCACGCCAGUCUGCCGGUGAUCUUCCAGAUCGACAAGUCCACUGCCCGCAAGCCCACCGAGGAGGAGCUGGUGGAUGCCAUGUACAACCUGCUUAUGGGUCGUUAUAGCAAGCUGUUGCACCACGAGGCCACCGCCUUGACGGGAUUCAUCAACACCACCUCGAUUGAGGGACCCAAUCCGGACAUCCAGACCACCAAUUUCUUCAGCCUGAUGCAGAGUCCUGAACUGAAGGGCUAUGUGGCUGCCACCGGAUUCAAUGAUCGCGUGGCCAAGAGCAUUUUGUCGGCCAACCAGGAGACCAAUACCUACAUUACAUAUUUGCUGCAUCUGAAACCUUUCUCGGCGGGAAGUUUGACCCUGCAAUCUACGAACUAUUUGGACGCUCCGAUCAUCGAUCCCGGUUAUAUGACCGAUGAGCGCGAUGUAGACACCUAUAUCAGGGCCUUGAACAUCUACAAGAACUUGCCGAAUACCAAAGCCUUCAGUGAGCGGGAGGCCGCACUCCACAAACUGGAUUUGGAGGCAUGCAAUGGUCUGACCUAUCAGUCGGAUGACUACUGGCGCUGCUAUAUCCGUCACAUGACCACCACCGUUUACCAUCCGGUCGGAACCACUCGCAUGGGCCCAUCCACUGAUCCCACUGCCGUGGUGGAUCCCCAAUUGAGGGUUCAUGGCGCCAAGGGAUUGAGGGUGAUCGAUGCCAGCAUUAUGCCCGACAUUGUGGGUGCCAACACCAAUGCCGCCUGCAUCAUGAUCGGCGAGAAGGGGGCGGACAUGAUCAAGGAGGAGUAUCUGGGCGGAAAACACACCGAGCUCUAAGCUCAGCGAUAUUUUACGAUAUAAGCUUUAACUUUUUGUCAUUUUUUUUUUUGUUACAAUAAAUAUAUGCUUCUUAAAUAGAAUUGUAA